AUUCAUAUAUGAAUCACCACGCAUUUUAUAUAUGCAUAUUGAAGACAUUCAACAUGAUAUAACUGGAUUAUUUAGUAAUUGUAAACCUUUUUCACAAAUUACUGAAUUGAUUAUUGGUGCAAAUAUAGAUCCAUUAAUUUUGAAUCAAUUAUCACAAUUAUGUCAAAAUAUUAAGAGACUCAAAUUAAUUGAAGUUACUAUUAAUCCAAAUCAAGAAAUGGUUAAUUUAGUAAAAGUUCAAAAUAAUCUUAAUUAUUUGAACUUUAUUUCUGAAAAGACUAGUAGAAAAAAAAACAAUCAACACAUAGUUUCUUUUAUAAAUGUAUUGAAAUUGAAAUCACAAUCUAUUAUUUCACUUAAUUUUGAAAAUGAACUUGCAAUUAUUUUGAAUAUAUUACCUUAUUUUACUCAAAAUUUAAGAGAAUUAAAAUUUAAAGUGGAUAAUAGACAUCAACUUUUGGAUAGAUUUCAUUUAGAAUUGAAAUCAAUCAAAUUUGAACAAUUAGAAAUUUUGGAAUGUAAUUUACCUUUUAAGGUAUUUGCAGAAGUAAUAGAAAAAUCUGGUAGUGAAUUAAAAAAAAUUGUUCAUAUAAAAGGUUGUUAUAAUUCUAAAGAAGUUGGAUUUUUAGUUAAUACUAUCUCUUAUAAUUGUUUUAAAUUGGAAUAUUUAUAUAUUGAAAUUAUAGAUACUAAUGAUUUAUUAAAACUUUUAAAUUCUUGUCAAAAUUUAAAA
Messenger RNA from Rhizophagus irregularis DAOM 181602=DAOM 197198, 733 nucleotides. RefSeq lists its product as uncharacterized. The record is from RefSeq and is a predicted model, not a curated record. NCBI's taxonomy places the organism in Eukaryota, Fungi, Glomeromycota, Glomeromycetes, Glomerales, Glomeraceae. Gene Ontology annotation, molecular function: protein binding.